Messenger RNA from Anopheles stephensi (Asian malaria mosquito), 2926 nucleotides. Its product is annotated as probable DNA double-strand break repair Rad50 ATPase. Gene Ontology annotation, molecular function: phosphatase binding. NCBI's taxonomy places the organism in Eukaryota, Metazoa, Arthropoda, Insecta, Diptera, Culicidae. The transcript has 3 exons. The record is from RefSeq and is a predicted model, not a curated record. Bases 58 to 2724 code for a protein of 888 amino acids.
AACUUUUUACAUUCAACAUAUUUAAGUUUUGUAAUAAAUAUACACAUAUUUGCUACCAUGUCUGCGAGCGAAAAGGACCAGGAUAAUAAUCCGGAUGUGAUACUGGACAAGCUGUUACGGAAGGCACGCGCCAAAGAGUCGCGCUGGGAUCGCAUACGCCGCAAGCACCUGAACAAUCUGACCGUGACAUCCAAGACGGUGAAGAAGUUCAUCAACAUGGACUUUGUCGAUGAGAGCCAGUUGCGGCUGCUAAUGGCUGGGGAGAGUGCUGGCGGUGGGGCGAAACCGAUGCUCGAUCCGGUGCUGGUGAUGGACAUUAGACACGAGAUGAUACGCCGGAAGGAGGAUAGGGUUUGCAAUGGUGACGCACGGCCGAAAACCUCCAUCGAUCCGGUCAAAGCGUACCAGCAGGAGAAUCUGGAGAACCACAACCGGUCCAUCGAGCUGACGCUGUGCGAGAACGAGCUGAACAAGUUUCGCAAACAGCUGGAGCAGCUGGGUGGCGCCGGACAUGGAAAGAAGACUCAAGUAAGCUCCCAAAAGCGUAGCAUUCUGUACAUCAACAUUCCCAAGAUUGACAAUGGGAUGAUUUACGAGAGCUUGGAAGAGUGUGAACGGUACACGACCCACUUUUACCAGAGUGCGAUCGAGGGAACUGAGCAGCUGUUUGAGGAGGGCCAGGAUGAGCCGCUGGGGCUGCUGAAAGAGACGGCGACGAUCGAAGAAAUUGUUGAUCGUGAGGAACUGGAGGUUGAGCCGGUUGAGGUUCCCGAGAUGAAUCCACCAACAGUGGGUCCUGUGCUAGAACAUCACCUCAACGGAAACCAUCACGAACCGGAAGCGGAUGUCGCCGAACAGGACGAGGACAGCAAGAUUGUGCGUUUCGGAAACACUGAAGUUAUCACGUUCCCGGCAGACGACGAAUCAUCCUUCUCCCUUGGGUCGGAGUACGACUUUGAGGAUAACGAUCUGUUUCUCGAAUCGCUCGACUCCGACGUGGAUGAGUUUGACGAGACAGAGUUCCAAUCGACCGAUAGCACCGCGGACCACUCGGGUGUAAAUGGGGAGGAGCGCGACAAUAAGCGUGACUCACUACCGACGGACAGUAGCGAGUGUCUCACCAUAUCACGGCUCGAUACGUCCCACAGUGGGUCGAAGGAGGAGGACACCAGUUCGGGAUUUUCGCGCCAGAAGCUCGUCUACAACUAUGACGACGACGAAUCGGAACUGCUGGAGAUUGCACCAUCCGCGGAGAAGCUUUCGAAAAUGGAUCCGAUCAUGGUGCGGAAGUGUGAUUUGAAGGAUUACAGUGAGCUGUGCGUUACGAACUACAAACCCGACCCGGACAGCAAGGACGAUCGGGUCGAGCUGACGGAGGAAUCGCGCAAGGUGAUCAGCAACGCGCUGAAGGAGGGCUACCUGCAGAAUCACGACCGUGCGAUCCUGAAGCAGUACUUCUUCAAGUGGUUGCAGUACACGAUCUUGGAGAAGAUUUCCAAGGGUGCCGGUGUUACGAGCACCCGGGAGCAGAAGCUCAAGCGCAUCAACGAUUUCAUCAGCAACAUCCGGCACAGUCGCAAGAAGGGAUCGCUGCGGGCGGGUAAACCAGCGACCGAAGCGGGUCAGCCCGCAUCGGUUAAGAAGGAGUACGAGCAUCGGCUAAAGGUGCAGCAGGACAUUAUCGAGCUGCAGAAGCUAAAGCUCGAACGGCAGGAACGCAUCAUCACCGAGCUGAAGCUGUCCAAAUUUUCCGAAGCGUCCAAGAUAUCGAAGGCGGAGAUUCAGAGCGAACUGUUAAAGGCUGCCCGCACCGGGCACGUCCGGUUGCGUGCGAAGGCCAAGUGUAUCCAGAUAGUGGGCAACAUCAAGCCGGACACGUCGGAGGAGGACGAAAUGCGUAAGCUGCAGGCGCAAGGGCUGAUGAUACCGAAGUUCCUGGCCAAAAUGCAGCAGCGUGCCCUGGAGCGCAGCCAGCGGCACCAGGAAGCGAAGGAGCGCCGCAUGAAGCUGGAGAAGGAGCGGGAGGACGCUAAGCAGGCAGCCGAAGAAGCGAAGCGCCAGGAGGACGAAGAUGCCCGCAAGCGCCGGUAUCGCGAGAUGCGCGAAAAGCGCAAGCUGGAGAAGCUGCAGAAGAUCAUCCGGGAGCAGGAGCGGCAGGCGUGGAUCGCGAACAACCAGAUCGCGAAGGAGUUCCGGCUGCUCAAGCUGAAGCGCUUCGGGAUGCACGCGUUCAAGCUGCUGCUGGGCAUACGGCACGAGAACGAACGGCGCUCGGUCGCCUACAGGCGACGGUACUACAAGCGCAAAUACUUCCGCCGAUGGUGGUCCCUCACGAACGCGCUCUGGGAGAGCAAGAAGGCGAUGGCGGACGGGCUGCACGAGUGCAAGCUUUACCGGUUGGCGGUGCGGCACUGGCAAACUUACAUGCACGAGCAGCGCUGCAAGCUGCAGGUCGCCCUCGAUUGGUACGAGGUGCGGAUGACCGAGAAGGUCAUUUCCAUCUGGAUCGGAAAGACGAAACAGUCGCUGAUGAUACUGCAGGGCAAGAUGUCCCACGCUGCUUCCCACUACGAAUGGCAACUCAAAUGGAAAGUCUUCGAACGGUGGCAACGGCUGCACAUUAUCCUGCGCAUCGAGAAGGAAACGGAAAUGCGCCGUCAGCGUUGGCGGAUGAAGAUUUGGGAACUGCUGCCCGACUACAAACCGAUCGAGGAGGAUAUCUAACGGAGGACUCUUCUACCUACCCCCGUAGUCUGACUUUACCCCAUUUUUUUGAACCAGUAGACCAGUAGAAUUACCUUACUAAGAACUUAGAACUGCCUGAGAGUUUUUUUUCUAGUCGAUUUUUGUGGGACAUGUGUUUCUGUAGGACUCGUUUUUUAUAGACUUUUUCGCGUAAAAUAUACACCCUUUCUUGACCACUUCA